Molecule: messenger RNA, 402 nt
Organism: Acanthaster planci (crown-of-thorns starfish)
Lineage: Eukaryota; Metazoa; Echinodermata; Asteroidea; Valvatida; Acanthasteridae
Product: translation initiation factor IF-2-like
Source: RefSeq, a predicted model, not a curated record
AUGCCGGAUCGGCAGGGCUCGCGACAUUCGCCCGCGGACCUUGGGCGCCUCAGCGCGGCCGACACCGGCCCGGACGGGGACCGCCGGCCUGGCGCCACCUGGGACGGUCGAGGCGGGCGGGGCCCUCCGGCGGGCCGGGAGGCCCGGCCGGGCGGCCGCUGCGGGGAGGCGGCGGCGCGCGGGCGAGCGCAGCCCGUCGUCCCUUCCUCGGCCGGGCGGCCGGCGCGACCACGGCCGGUCUCUAGGCUCUCCAACCGCCCCCCCCGGUCGGGGGAACUGGGGUGGCCGGAGGAACCCCAACAGGCCGGCCUAUGCGGGCCCGGGUGCCCAGCCGGUCGCGGGCGCCGCGCCCGGGAGAAGUGCACGCAGCCGGGCGCAGAGGCGCCCCUGGACCCCGGCUAG